Molecule: messenger RNA, 8323 nt
Organism: Magallana angulata
Lineage: Eukaryota; Metazoa; Mollusca; Bivalvia; Ostreida; Ostreidae
Product: ski oncogene-like
Exons: 7
Coding region: 328-2313 (661 amino acids)
Biological process (GO): negative regulation of BMP signaling pathway
Cellular component (GO): nucleus
Molecular function (GO): SMAD binding; DNA-binding transcription factor activity, RNA polymerase II-specific; RNA polymerase II cis-regulatory region sequence-specific DNA binding
Source: RefSeq, a predicted model, not a curated record
UAGUAUCGGCGACAUGAAACCCAAAUAUACAUGGAUUGGUCUAGACAGUGGAUUCGUUUUAUUUUCGUAUUUUCUUCUCCAAACACAAUUAUAUAUUCAAAAACGUAUGACAUUUUAAAGAAAAAAGAUAAUGACAUUUGAAUGAUAAAAUAUCGAUUUUGUAUUCCCUUGAAAAGAAACAUUUUAUACGCGGUAUUUUUAUUACAGGCCAAUUGGUGGAAUAGCCAGUUAUAUUUUCCCCUAACAGUAUGCUGAUAGGAGCGAUACACAACGGAACGAAAACACGUGAAUGUUGGGACCACGGAACUCGACUUCGAUUCUGUUUUCAUGGAACAUCUUAGUGUUCAGGGGGGUAACCCUCAUUUGCAAAGGGUUUUGAAAAGCUAUCAAACUGCUGCUAUGAGGAGUUUGCAAGGUCCAGGGCCAACUGUUUUUCCUACGUUACUCUCCGAUAUGGCUGAGCGAUACAGAAAGGCUUUGGUUAAAAAACUGCCAACUGUAGACAAACUAGAUUUUGGAUCUUUACGCGCCCCGCCACCGUUUCCUAUUCAACAUUUUGGACCGGUAUUUUCUCCUAUGGACACUGGUAAAAGUGAAAAAUUAGACACUCUUUUAGAAGACGAAAAGAUCGCCUGUUUCAGUGUCGGAGGAGAGAAAAGGUUGUGUCUGCCCCAGAUAUUGAAUACCGUGUUGCGGGAAUUUAGCUUGCAACAGAUAAAUGCAGUUUGUGACGAAUUGCAUAUCUAUUGCUCUAGAUGCAAUCCCGAGCAAUUGGAACUAUUAAAAGUGACUGGUAUUUUACCACUCAGUGCACCGAGUUGUGGUUUGAUCACAAAGACAGAUGCUGAACGUCUGUGCAAUGCAUUACUUCACAGGUCAGCAGAAAGAUACUCAAAACCACCUUCACGGGACAGCUUCAAAGUGUAUCAUGAGUGUUUUGGAAAAUGUAAAGGGAUUUUUCACCCUGACAAUUACAAUAAUGCCAGUGAUAAAUGUAUUCAGUGCUGUGACUGCAUGGGGAUUUUCAGUCCACAAAAGUUUGUGGGCCACUCACACAAGUCACAGGAAAAUAAUACCUGUCACUGGGGGUUUGAUUCCUCCCAGUGGAGGUCCUAUCUUCUCCUUGCAAAGGAUCAGGAGGGAAAAGACAAGUUACAGAGAGAGCUAGAGAAAAUGAAGUCGAAAUUUGACAAUAGUCGCAAAAGAAGACAGGUCAGUGACUCCUUGAGCGAUCUGAAACGGUCAAAGGGUGACGAUGGGGAGUAUACCUCAUGGGGUGAGGGAACAGGACAAGUAGGGGGGUCUGCGUUCAGACCCUGGUCCCCAGGAAUGAUCAAUGCCAUGAAGGACAACAAAGGCUUGCCUGAGCCACCUGCUAUCAUGAGAGAAAUGUCCAGUGAGACAACACCCUCGUAUUUACACAGAGGCCCGCCAGUAUUGCUGAACCCUGAGAGAGUUGUAACAGAUGCAGAUACAAAAUCAUAUGAAAGAGGCUUUGCUCCUAAUGUGUCUCUAGCACCACAUCAACCCAAAAUUAAUGUGGACGAUAUCAGUGAUGAUGAGGGAAACACAGUACCUAUCUCACCUGUUGCUACCUGUAGUAAGCCCGACUACAAGGAAUGGGACCUCCCCAGUGAGUCGGAUGAUUCAUCUCAAACCUCAGAUGGUGAAGAGAGCAAAUCUAAUGAAGUGUGUAGCACUUUGGAGAAAGAACUUGAGCUGAUUCACAAAGCAUUGGAUGGAAAAAUAGGUUCCUCAAAGGAAGAGAAAGAUGGAUUUUUACGAGAGUUCUCCAAACUGAGGGUUACCAGUCAAGAGCAGCUCAAUACAGCCCAACAGGACAAAAGGAGACUUAAACAGGAACUUGCAUCAUGCAAGGCCUCCACAAAGGAGAGGAUGUUAAAGUUAUCUGAGCGUAAUGCAAGUUUGGAAAAAGACAUUGAGCGUGUUCGUAUUGAGUCGGAAUGCCGCUUAGAGGAGGCUCAGGAGGACAAAGAAGCGCUUCACAAAGAAAUCAAACGCCUACAAGACCAGGAAGAGGCAGAGGCCUCCAAAUACCUGACGGUGAAUCGAGAACUUCAAACUCGCCUCCGGCAAUAUGAAGUGGCCUACGAACAGCUGUACUUUGACUGCUUGUACCUACAAGAGGAGCUGAAACGAAACAGUAUCAUCAUUCCCGAUGUGAUGGCCAAAAAGUUUACAGAACAGUUAGCACCCCUCUCUAAGGUGGUCCCCCACCACUCACCCUCCCGGAAAAACUCCCUGUCCCCCGAGGGGAAGCCGAUCGGGAUUAAGAAGGAAAGGGACACAUAGCAGACUACACUAUUGAAUACACUGCCCGAUUUAAAGCAACUUCUGUUCUCAAAAAGAGCAAAAAAUAAUGACUGCUGUUAUCUGAAGAUAGAUUUCUUACUCUUGCAGUGAGCAGUUGUUUUGUACAAAUAUUGAUUGGGAGACAUUGGCCCAAAUUUCAUUAAAGAAGAAUCAGACCCAAAGAAACUGGCACUUUUAAAGCUGUAAUUGUUUCUAGUUGGAAGUCUCCAGUUUUAAUUUGAUUAUAGAUUAGAUGUCUUGCAGUUACCAUGCUCCUUGCCAAACCUGAAAUGAAAUCAAAUUCGAUUUAGUGUCGCUGAUGGUUGGAGUAGAGACUGCAAGAUUCCAGUGUCUUUGUGGGUGUUCAGAGAAUUUUGCAUUAUAUAAUCUGUAUUUUUAAUUGAUUUUCCUAGAAAGGUUCUUCCUUAAGGCAUCUUUCUUCCCACAAUUGCAUUAAAUGAAUCAUCCAGUAAUUCUCUUUAUUUAUGGCUAAAUACUUUUAUUUCUAUAAAAAGUAGAAAGAAAUCUCAGUUCUACAGGGGGUUGAUAUUUGCAAUUUUUGAAUGCAGUACAUAUUAUAUUGGAGUGGUUUUUUUUCCUUCAGACAUAAUUUAUUGCUAAGGUUGGUCAUGUAUAGUUGUUUUUUUUUAUGGAGAUUGAACAGGCAUCAAAUUCUUUUUUGUUUUUCUUUUUUUUUUCCAAAUUGUGCUGAAAUUGACUUUAGUGCUUUUAGAAUUGUAUGAUAUUUUAUUUCCUUUGUAUCUUUUUAAUGAAGUGCUAUAUUUACACUACAUGGUGAAUCAUGAUUUUCUUCAGCCAUUUGAGGGAAGUUGUUUUAACUCUGGACAGGGAAAGACAACUGUGAUGUGUAGUGCGAUGAAAUAUUGUCAUGAUUUUAUCAGUAUUGUUAGCAUAGGUGUUACAUUUAGAUAUACCAAGGGCACCUGUUGAUGCUCAGUGACAAAGGAUGAUUUUUUUUCCUUAAAUGUUUGGCAUGUAGCAUACAUGACUGGGAAAUGUACAUUCCCCUUAAAAUUGCCAAAAUUUAUGUGAAAUUUAUAUUUGUCUACAGCUGAUUAGCUGGUGCUUUGGAAUAUGUCACUGUUCAUGAUUCUGAACUGCUAUAGUUGCACAUCCAUACAUGUAAUCUGUAUGUGUGUCAUGAAUGCUUUUUUUAUUAUUGUGAAGAUGUAAAUUUUAUAUCAUGUAGUUUCUUUGUUCAAAAAGAAAUUGCAUCUGCAUCACACUGUCAUAUAAAUAUGUAUGACAAAGAAUUAUAUAUAUAGAUGUAUAUUUAUUAUUAGAUGAUUGACAUUUUUUUAGAAUGCACUCAUUCAAGGUUUCAAGUUUUCCCUUCCUUCAUUUUUGUUUCAUACUUAAAAGAAUCAUAUAACAUUUAUUGAAAUGGACUAAUUUACAUUUGUUGUAAAUGAUUCAUAUGUAGGAUUAUAUUUUCAGAGUGAAGGGAAAAUGUGAAACUAAUUUUAAUCAUUCAUGUAUUAUAGAAACGAAACAGACAAAUGGCAAUUGAAGACCUCUAUUUUAUUGAGCCUACUAUUGUAAAUCUAUUGUGUUUGUACAUUACGGGUCCCCUUAUAUCUUUGUAGUUGUCAAGCUUUUUUUGUGGUGCUAUCAUUUAACUACACAUUUCAUUGGAUUAUUAGUAAAAAGGUUUCCAGUAAAGAAUGAUAUGAACUAAUCAUUGAUAGGGCUACAGUAGAUCAGGGUGAUUGUUUUAAAUUAAGUAUUCAUUUAAGGCAAGUAUUGAAUUGAUUUUACAUACAUUUUUAUUAUUAUUAUUAUUAUUUGUGCAACGCAUUUGAGAUCUAUUGGUAGAUCAGCGGUCAAAGGUUGUCGGGUACCGGUGAUAUGUGGCGGAGAUGUAGGCAAUGUUCUCAUUGGACAGAUUUUUAAUACACUUUGCGACCCUGUGCAAUCCUUAUAGGUCUGGCUGUGUUGUCUUCCACCCCUGUAAAUCAAAAUUUCAUCUAUAUAUUCAACUUUGAUUGAGACUAUGUCAUUUCUCAUAGGUAUAAGUGUAUAUAUCAUCAUAUAUCAAAAUAUGUUUGUCACAUGUCUGCAUUCAUAGACUUAUGGAUGUCAUUUUUGAACUAUAAUUGGAAGUACAGGUGAUCACUCCCUUUAUUUGGCAGCAGCGUAUUGAAGCAAAUUGAAGGCUCUUUCCAUCAGAGGCAGCAUAUAUUAUCUGCUGUGUAUUAGGAGAGCAAGAAUUUUAUACAUAAAGAAGAGCUACUAUUUAAGAUUUUUUCGUAAAUGUUUUGGAGUAAAACUACAUCUUUGAUAAAUGUUUCAUAUGUGAUGGAUGUUUCCAAUUGAAAUGAUCUAUUGAUCUUAUUCGUCACAGACAGGGACAUUUGUCACUAUAAGGUGCUCAUCAAAGUGCAACCUAACUUCUUGGAGGGAGUUCACUCCCCCCUCAAGUUAGACAGAGGCCUGUACUACACUAAGGGCAAGAACUCUUGUGAUAUAUAUGUCAUCUGUGGUCAGUUUGCUCAUAUUUUCAUUAGUCUAUAUUUUUUAGUGACCGAAAGUUGUACAUGUAUUUCUAGAAUACAGAUUUGUUGGAAAAACAGUUGGUGACAUUGUCUUAUUUCACAUCUUUAUAUGAUCAACAUAUGUCUAUAAAUACUUAGAUGUUGUAAUUUAUUGACUGGCCAGUAUGCUUCUGAAUUUCAACAGAAAUACUUCAAAGAACAAUAAGUAUAAAAUUAUAUUGAUUUAAAAUAACAGUAAUUUAGUACAGUGUUGUUUGGUUUUCUUUACCUUUCGAAGCAUUCAACUUGUUGUUCUAAAAAACCUUAACUUAAAUUUUCAGUGUUGUCCACAUGUGUAAGGAUUUGUAUUCUUAUCUGUUGUCAUGUGAAUAUUCUGAUACACCCCCCCCCAUUGUUCUUAUAAUUCAAAGACAUUCUGUUGAGCCUUUCCCCCCUCUGAGCCUAGAACUUGUGUUAUUGCAGACUUCUGCAUGUGUCUGAAAAUUGUUACUGUGUACCAGUUUCUUGUUUCAUGUAUGCAUAGAUUGUUCUCCCAUAUGUGUGUUUAAGGUGUAUGAGCAUUUAUUUAGACUAUAGCUCUCACUGUACUGUACAGAAGAUAGAUGCUCCUAUCGUUGUGGGAGAAUUUAGUCACUUUAUACUUACUCAUUUCAUUCUGUUAUACCUAUUGUUUUCCACUCUUUGAAUGGCCAGUGUACUGUGUGAACAAAGAUACCCUUCAUCAUAUUAUCAUUUGUUAAACAAAAAAAUUUUCCCAUGGAUCUUUGGCUAUGUAAACUAAUAAGAGAGCAAUACAAGUGCUUUGUUAUUUUUUCCCCUUUAUAUGCUUAUUUAUGAACUUUUCAAGAAUUACCAUAUCAGAAACUUUGGGCAUUUUUUAAAUGUUAUGGCAUACAUACCUCAUUUAUGCUGUAUAUAUGAUUUUUUCAGUUCAUUUCACUCUCUGUUUUUGAUUUGAAUUUCUGCAUGAAAUUUGGUAAUUCAUGUAGUAUGCUCCCAUCUAAGUCCGUAGCUCACUGACCGAGUGCAAGGUUGUGAUUUGAUUAGCUGUAGUACAUUGUUUCAACACAAAGCAGUUACAUGUAUAUUUGGACAGAAGCAUUACAUUUGCUGUGUUUGUUUCACUGUAUUUUGCAGUAAUAUUUAUCGGUAUGAAUCUGCAAUUGUGGUUUGUAACAUGUUUUGCAGAGUCAUAUUUAAGAUUUGCACUUGAUUUUGCUGGUAUAAUUUGUUGUGUCCAAAUUCUUUCAACACUUUUAAGGGGAAAAAAGGAUUUCACUUUUAAUGGCUUUUGUUUACCCGGUGUUAAAUAAUGAAAUGGCAUACUUGUACAAGAAAAACUUGUAUUUGGGAUUAUUUUUAUUUGUCCAAGGAAAUAUUAAAAACAAUUUGUUUGUAUUUGAGUUCUAUAACACUUUUUAGCUCACCUGAGCCAAAGGCUCAAGUGAGCUUUUCUGAUCACAAUUUGUCCGUUGUCUGUCGUUGUCGUCGUUGUCGUUGUCGUUGUUGUCGUUGUUAACUUUUCACAUUUUCAUCUUCUUCUCAAGAACCACGGGGCAGAUUUCAACCAAAUUUGGCACAAAGCACCACUAGGUGAAGGGGAUUCAAGUUUGUUCAAAUGAAGGGCCACGCCCUCUUUAAAGGGGAGAUAAUUGAGAAUUAUUGAAAAUUUGUUGGUAUUUUUCAAAAAUCUUCUUCUCAAAAACUAUUUGGCCUGAAAAGCUAAAACUUGUGUGGAGGCAUCCUCAGGUAGUGUAGAUUCAAGUUUGUUCAAAUCAUGGUCACCGGGGGUAGGGUGGGGCCACAUUUGGGGGAUCAAGUUUUACAUAGGAAUAUAUAGAGAAAAUCUUUAAAAAUCUUCUUCUCAAAAACUAUUAGGCCAGGAAAGCUCAAAUUUGAGUGGAAGCAUCGUCAGAUAGUGUAGAUUCAAGUUUGUUCAAAUCAUGGUCCCCGGGGGUAGGGUGGGGCCAAAAUCGGGGGAUCAAGUUUUACAUAGGAAUAUAUAGAGAAAAUCUAUAAAAAUCUUCUCAAAAACAAUUAGGCCAGAAAAGAUCAAAUUAAAAUGGAAGCAUCCUCAGAUAGUGUAGAUUCAAAUUUGUUCAAAUCAUAGUCCCUGGGGGUAGGGUGGGGCCACAAUGGGGGGAUCAAGUUUAACAUAGGAAUAUAUAUUAAAAUUCUUCUUCUCAAAAACUAUUAGGCCAGAAAAGCUCAAAUUUAAAUGAAAGCAUCCUCAGGUAGUGUAGAUUCAAGUUUGUUCAAAUUAUGGUCCCUGGGGGUAUGGUGGGGCCACAAUGGGGGAUCAAGUUUUACAUAGGAAUAUAUAGAGAAAAUCUUUAAAAAUCUUCUUCUCAAAAACUAUAUGACCAAGAAAGCUCAAAUUGGCGGGUAACCAUCCUCAGAUAAUGUAGAUUCAAGUUUGUUCAAAUCAUGGUCCUUUGGGGUAGGGUGGGGCCACAAUGGGGGAUACAUUUUUAUACAUAGAGAAAAUCUCUAAAAAAAAUCUUCUUCUCAAAACUAUUAGGCCAGGAAAGCCCGAAUCUGAGUGAGAGCAUUUCCAAAUCUUGUAGAUUCAAGUUUGUUAAAAUAAUAGUCCAGUGGUAUGGUGAGGCCACAGUGGGGGAUGAAUUUUUACAUAGGAAUAUAUAGAGAAAAUCUUUAAAAAUCUUCUUUUUAAAGACCAUUUGGCCAGAAAAGCUUUAACUUGUGUAGAGGCAUCCUCGGGGAGUGUAAAUUCAAAAUCACAGUCCCUAGUGGUAGGGUGGGGCCGUGAUGGCGGUUUGAAUUUUUACAUAGGAAUAUAUAGAGAAAAUCUUUAAAAAUAUUCUGGGAAAGUUUUUCGGUCCAAAACUCAGUACUUAGUGUGAAAGCACAGGUUAUGCAGAUAUAAGUUUGAUGAAACCAUGAUACCCUAGAGAAAAGUGGGGCCACAAAAUGGGGGGGGGGGGGUAUAUAGGAAUAGAGAAAACUCUUUUUACAGGUACAACAACAAAAGGGGCUUGGUAUUUACCAAAAGAAAGAGCUGGAUAAAAAUUGGUAGAUUUUCAAAUUUUUUUUUAGCAAGAUCUACUGUACUUGGUUGUCAAGAUAGUUUGAUACUGUAAUGCUAAUUUGAUCAGAAUUAAGGCAAUUGUUGCUCAGGUGAGCGAUGUGGCCCCUGGGCCUCUUGUUAAACUUUGUAAUAUGAAAAGAAUAGUUAAAUACCAUAAAAAACAAACGUAACAAGUCUUGGAAUGUUUGGUUAAUAUAUUGUUACAAUAGGUAAAAAUUAUUUUGUUAAUUGAUUCUUCCAAUUAUUUUUUUCUGUUGAUAGGGCAGAUUUGAAUGUCAUAUCUUAAGCAUGUUGAUUUUGGUAUAUAUGAGUAUACUACAAUGUUAUAUUAGUUGUUCAGGCCUGCCUAUGCUUUUAGAGGAGCACUAUUCUUGUUCACCAGGUGUUUAUUUUUGUUGACAGUUCAUUACCAUGACUGAGCAAUUAAAAUGUCUGUUAUAUUGUG